UCAGAACUGGAUCAGAACCGGAUCAGAAGUGGAUCAGAACCAGAUCAGAAGUGGAUCAGAACCGGAUCAGAACCGGAUCAGAACCGGAUCAGAUCCGGAUCAGAACCGGAUCAGAUGGGUGAGAGGAGCAGCAUCACAGCUCAGGAGAAGCUGGUGAAGUCUGCCUCAGCUCACGCAGACCUGCAACAGCACCGGUCUGAGGGUAUCCACAGGAAGUCGUCCCCGGCGUCUGGCUAUGUCCCCCAGCCUGACUACCAGGAAGAAGAAGACGAGGACGACCUCAUCAAGCCCAAGAAACUGUUGAAUCCUGUGAGAGCAUCACAAAGUCACCAGGACCUUCACCGGGAGUUGCUGAGCAGCUGCAAGAGAGGGGGGGGGGUGCGAGUGGAGACGCAGCCGGAGCUGCACCGAGUGCUGGAGUCCAGGAAACGAGAUCAGCUGAUCAAACAGAGGAGACAGGAGGACGACGCCCGCAGGAAGAUCUCACCUCUGGAGGCGGAGCUACUGAAGAGACACAGGAAGCUGGAGGAGAUGGAGAAGCAGGAGCAGACACAGCAGGAAGAGAACCUGAAAGCUCCGGAGUUUGUCAAAGUCAAAGAGAAUUUGAGACGGACGUCUUUUCCAAGUAAAGAUGAGAGGGACGUGUAGAGACACAGCUGCCGUCUUCCAGAGGACACGUUGUCUACAUGUUAACAGGGGACAUGCUGAGGACACGCUGAGAACACACUGUCCAGAUGUGGACAGAGGUGAAGUCUCACUGUUCUGUCGGGGGGAUAAAUGAUGGACACACCUGGUGAACAGGUGACCUUGUGUUUGACCUUGUCUCUGGUUGUCACAUGGUCAGUGACGGACGUGCACAGUAGUGUUAGAAAAUGUGUUUACUACAAACAUCUGAGCUGAGGCUCAUGGGUACUGUAGUGCUUAGAGGAACAGGUCAGAACCAUGAACUGUCAACAAACACGGACGCUGCCCUCUUGUGGUGAUGACGUCAUUUUCAGUCAGAGUCUGUGCAGUAGUGAUCGUGGCGUGCAACCCUCGUGUUGAGGUCCCGCCCACACACACUCUCUACCAAUCAGGAGUCAGUGUCAGCUGUCAAUCAUCACGUCUCAGCCUGUUUUCAUAUCAUCAAAAAACUGAUUAAAACCAAACCGAUCAGAAACUUGAGAUUAGAACGACCUGAAACGACA
Messenger RNA from Limanda limanda (common dab), 1187 nucleotides. Its product is annotated as protein FAM107B. Gene Ontology annotation, cellular component: neuron projection; stress fiber; synapse. The record is from RefSeq and is a predicted model, not a curated record. The transcript has 4 exons. The coding region runs from base 115 to 648 and encodes 177 amino acids. Gene Ontology annotation, biological process: actin filament bundle assembly; regulation of actin cytoskeleton organization; actin filament polymerization. Lineage: Eukaryota; Metazoa; Chordata; Actinopteri; Pleuronectiformes; Pleuronectidae.